Vitis vinifera (wine grape) is the source of this 6483-nucleotide messenger RNA. RefSeq names its product formin-like protein 20. The transcript is spliced from 17 exons. The record is from RefSeq and is a predicted model, not a curated record. The coding region runs from base 805 to 5634 and encodes 1609 amino acids. NCBI's taxonomy places the organism in Eukaryota, Viridiplantae, Streptophyta, Magnoliopsida, Vitales, Vitaceae.
UGUCUCUCUUGCUUCAAAAUGGUAAGGAAGUGUAAUAAAAAAAAACUUCAAACCUAAAAGCGUUGAGUAACGACGGAGGGAAAAAAAUAAAAUCAUCCACCCAACUGGUGGCCCAUUUCUUGAAAAAUAAAACAACAUACGAUGUAAAAUCUUUUUGAGAAUCUCAAAAUUCCCAAAGUUUCUCAGUAGCCAAACAAGAGGUUAAUUUUUUUAGCUGGAGUGGAACAACAAAACGCAUAGAAACGACAGAGGACCACAAGUUGCAAAACCAGCGAGCAUCCCCAAAACAGUUAACAGUGGUUGCCGUCUACAAUUUAUUUUACCUUUCUUUUCUCUCUCUAAGCCCAUGCACCUCUCUGCCUUCUUCAGUAUCCAGACCUUUUUCUCUCUCUCUUUCUCUCUCAUCUGUCUGUUAAUCUAUGUCACAGCUGCCACGUGUCAACUUGUUUCCAUAUCGAUCGAGCCUACCUAAGUUGCAGGUCUUAAGUAUUCUCCUUUUCAGUCCACUACUCCUCUUUCUUUCUCUCUCUUUGCUAAUUUCACCGUGCAUUUAUCAAAACCCUAAUCCAUUUUUAUAUAAUUUUUUUCCUUUCUGUUUCUGUCUGAAUUGACAUUCUCGACUGGAUCAAUUUGGUGAUUUUGUGUCUAGAAUUGGGUUGAUUUCUGUUGGGUUUAAUUUCAUUGAUUUGGGGUGGAAAUCAAUUUGGGAAAUUGCGGAGAUCUGGCGCGGAUUGGGUUGAAUUUUGAUCUGGGUGUAACGAAUCAGCGGUUUGGAUCCGAUCGGGGAAGCAACAGCGCCAUCUGAUGGCGCUGUUCAGACGGUUCUUUUAUCGGAAGCCACCGGAUCGGCUUCUCGAGAUCUCCGAGCGAGUCUACGUAUUUGAUUGUUGUUUCUCCACUGACGUAUUGGAAGAAGAUGAAUACAAAGUUUACAUGGGUGGCAUUGUAGCACAACUACAAGACUACUUUACUGAUGCUUCUUUCAUGGUGUUUAACUUUAGAGAAGGGGAUAGGCGAAGCCAAAUCUCAGACAUAUUGUCUCAGUAUGACAUGACAGUUAUGGACUACCCUCGGCAAUAUGAGGGGUGUCCUCUUCUACCAUUGGAGAUGAUCCACCAUUUCUUGCGAUCAAGUGAGAGUUGGUUGUCACUGGAGGGGCAACAGAAUGUCUUGUUAAUGCACUGUGAAAGAGGAGGAUGGCCGGUGCUUGCUUUCAUGCUUGCAGGUCUUUUAUUAUACCGAAAACAGUAUAAUGGGGAACAGAGAACUCUUGAAAUGGUCUACAAGCAAGCUCCAAGGGAACUGCUCCAUCUGUUGUCCCCUUUGAAUCCACAGCCUUCCCAGUUGAGAUAUCUUCAGUAUAUUUCCAGAAGAAACUUUGGUUCAGAUUGGCCUCCAUCGGAUACACCUCUAAAGUUGGAUUAUCUUAUUCUUAGAAUCCUUCCUCUGUUUAAUGGGGGAAGGGGUUGCAGGCCGGUGGUUCGUGUUUAUGGUCAGGAUGCUUCAGCAAUGGCAAACAGAAGUUCUAAGCUUCUGUUUUCAACUUCAAAGACAAAAAAACAUGUUCGUCACUACCAACAGGCAGAGUGUACAGUAGUGAAAAUAGGUAUUCAUUGCCGUGUUCAAGGGGAUGUUGUUCUUGAAUGUAUCCAUUUGGAUGAAGAUCUAGUACGUGAGGAAAUGAUGUUCAGAGUUAUGUUCCACACAGCAUUUGUCCGUUCAAAUAUUUUGAUACUCAACCGUGAUGAGAUUGAUGUCUUGUGGGAUGUGAAGGACCAGUUCCCGAAAGACUUCAAAGCAGAGGUACUUUUUUCGGAUGCCAAUGCCAUUGGGUCUAUUUGCACCACAGAAAUAGCUGGUGAAGAUGUGAAUGAGAAUGAAAGCGCUUCGCCUGAGGAGUUUUUUGAGGUUGAGGAGAUCUUCAGCAAUGCUGCAGAUGCACAGGAGGUGAAGGGGGACUAUGAUAUUCAUGCCGUUCAAGACAUUAUGAUGGACGAUGGAAAUCAUAAAGAAGUCUGGAAGGAGGAUUUGGAUCCUCAGGCAUUUCAAGACUGUGCAUCAGAUGAUGGGAAUCACAAGUUAGAUGGAAGAGUAGACUCUAAUCUUCCUUCAGCAAAAGCCAUUGCGUUGGGUAAUAGGGAUGACAAGUUAAAAUCCAUGGUAGUGGUCUCUGCUGUUCUUAGAAAUAGAGAAACCAAGGAGGUAACUGCAGAUGUGUGCCUGGAUGAUGGUGAUAAAAUAUUAGAUUCCCCGGUAGUAGUUGCUGAUGAGCUCAAAAACAUAGGAACCAAGGUAGUUGCUGCAGACUUGUCUAGCAAAUCAGGAGAGAUGGAGGAUAAUAGAGAAGACACUGCUGAUGGGAUCAGAAACAUAGAGACCAAUGUAGUGAUUGCAGAUGUAUCUAGAAAAUUAGAACUGGAGAAUAAAUGUGAUAGAGAAGACAUUACUGAUGGGAUCAAAGUAAUAGAAACCAACUUAGUGACUGCAGAUGUAUCUAGCAAAUUAGAAGACAUAGAGAAUAAAUUUGAUAGAGAAGGCAUUGCUGAUGGGGCCAAAAACAUAGAAACCAACUUAGUGGCUGCAGACAUAUCUAGCAAAUCAGAAGAGGUGGAGAAUAAUCGUGAUAGAGAAGACAUUGCUAUGCAGAAGCAGAUUGACAAUAGGGUGCCGCAGCAAAAGUUGAAUGCUGAUUCUGGUAGGCAAAAGUCUGAUAAAUUACUGCCACCUGCACCCAGGAAACAGCCUGCUUCAACUGCAAAACCACCAGCUGCAGAGUCAGUCAUAGCCAAGCAAAAAGUUAAACAGCAAGAACCUCAGAGUGCUGCUGCAAAACCUACAAAGCAAAAACCAUUGGUAUCUCGAUGGAUUCCUCCUAAUAAAGGCUCCUACACUAAUUCCAUGCAUAUUUCAUAUCCACCAUCAAGGUAUAAUAGUGCACCAGCUGCUCUAGUCAUCACUGCUCUUUCAAAGGAUUCUAAUGCUGAUGGCAAUCUAGAGGUUCCUUCUGUUGCUGCUGCUCCUCAAGUAGUGGCUCCAACUGGCAAUGAACCUGUACCGGCAAGUCAUGGGGAGGAUGCUACGAAGAUUUCAGAUUCUGCAUCAGAUACACUUGCUUCCUCAUUUGGAUUGCCACAUCCUGGCCCAGAGCAAGUUAUAGCCCUUCCUCCUUCUCCACCUCCGCCUCCUCCACCUCCACCACCCCCACCUCCAUCUUCCAAUGUGUUUUCAUAUGCUUUGAACCCUCAGUCUUCUUCAGCCACACCUUCAUAUGCUAAAGAAACAAAGGCUGCCCCAAUCCCGCCCCCACCUCCACCACCACCACCACCUCCUCCUUCGAUCUCUUCAACAUAUGCUUAUUUCCCUAAACCUCCUCCACCUGCUCCAUCUCCUCCACUCAUUCAUCAUGCUGUCCGCAGAACUUCCCCUCCCCCUCCCCCUCCCCCUCCCCCACCCCCUCCACCUGCACCUCGGGUGCAUGCUCAUAAUGCAGUUCCUGUAACUUCCUCUCCACCUCCACCUCCCCCUCCCCCUCCUACUCCAUCUAGUAGGCAUAAUAUUGGGAUGGUUUUACCGCCUUCUCCAUCUCCACCAUCUUGGAACUCUAGGCCUUCUUCAAAUGCUCCUACAAUGGUAGCAGGUUCUCUGCCGCCGCCUCCUCCUCCACCUCCACCUCCUCCUCCUAUGAGUACAGCUGCUGCAUCAAAGCUUGUUGGAUUUGGAGUCCCUUCUCCCCCUCCCCCUCCUCCUCUACCUUCCAUGCGAGGUGGGCCACCUCCUCCUCCACCACCCCCUGUCCUUGGAGUUCCCCCACCACCUCCUCCUCCUCCCUUGCGUGGAGGUCCACCUGCACCACCCCCGCCUCCUUCACGUGGAGGUCCACCUCCACCACCCCCACCUCCUUCUCGUGGAGGUCCACCUCCACCACCUCCGCCUCCUUUACAUGGAGCUCCACCUCCUCCACCACCUCCUCCCAGAAGUGGGGUGCCUCCUCCACCACCUCCCCCUAUGCGUGGAGCACCGCCUCCGCCACCUCCUCCAAUGCGUGGAGCACCACCUCCUCCACCACCUCCAAUGGGAAGAGCACCGCCUCCGCCGCCACCUCCAAUGCGAGGAGCACCACCUCCCCCAUUUGGUGGAGCACCACCUCCUCCGCCACCUCCUACUGGUAGAGGCCCACCUCCACCACCUCCUCCUGGAGGUCGUGCACCUGGUCCUCCUGCACCACCUCGGCCUCCAGGUGGUGGACCUCCUCCACCUCCACCCUUUGGUGCCAAAGGAUCAAAUUCACUUGGAUCAUCGACUGAUGCAAGAGGCUUGCCUUCUGGAAGAGGGAGAGGGCUUUCACGCCCUUUGGGUCCUACAGCACCUCGUAGAUCUUCCUUAAAGCCAUUGCACUGGAGCAAGGUAACAAGGGCAUUGCAAGGAAGCUUAUGGGAGGAGUUGCAAAGAUAUGGAGAGCCUCAAAUUGCGCCAGAAUUUGAUGUCUCAGAGUUGGAGACUCUUUUCUCCGCCACAGUCCCAAAUUCGGCUAAUAGCUUAGGAGGUAAAUCCGGUGGGAGGCGCAAGUCUGUUGGAUCUAAAGCUGACAGAGUCAACCUGAUUGACCUGAGGAGGGCCAAUAACACUGAAAUUAUGCUCACAAAAGUUAAGAUGCCACUUUCUGAUAUGAUGGCAGUAGCUGUUGUUUACUGUUGUACAUAUUCUCAGGCUGCAGUUCUAGCAAUGGAUGAGUCAAUUUUAGAUGUUGAUCAAGUGGAAAAUCUCAUAAAGUUCUGCCCUACUAAAGAGGAGAUGGAACUUCUUAAGGCCUAUACUGGUGAUAAGGAGGCCCUGGGAAAGUGUGAACAGUUCUUUCUGGAGCUGAUGAAAGUGCCCCGUGUGGAGUCUAAAUUAAGAGUAUUUUCCUUCAAGAUUCAAUUUGGAUCUCAGAUUUCAGAUUUUAGAAAAAGUUUGAACACUGUAAACUCUGCAUGUGAAGAGGUUCGCAAUUCGGUGAAAUUGAAGGAAAUCAUGAAGAAAAUUCUUUACCUCGGGAAUACAUUGAACCAAGGAACUGCAAGGGGUUCUGCGGUUGGAUUCAAGUUGGACAGUCUUUUAAAACUCACUGAUACACGUGCCUCUAACAGCAAGAUGACACUUAUGCAUUAUCUUUGUAAGGUGCUUGCCUCUAAGUCACCAGGACUUCUAGAUUUCCAUGAGGAUCUUGUUAGCCUGGAGGCUGCAUCAAAGAUACAAUUGAAAUCUUUAGCAGAAGAAAUGCAGGCUAUAAUGAAGGGGUUGGAAAAGGUCAAGCAGGAGCUGAAUGCAUCUGAAAAUGAUGGUCCUGUAUCGGAUAUUUUUCGUAAGACAUUGAAAGAGUUCAUUGGUGUUGCUGAGGGACAGGUGGGGUCUGUGACAAAUCUAUAUUCUGUGGUGGGCAGAAAUGCAGAUGCACUUGCACUAUAUUUUGGCGAGGAUCCUGUCCGCUGCCCAUUUGAACAAGUCACUGUAACCCUCUUAAACUUUAUAAGACUGUUCCGGAAAGCGCAUGAAGAGAACUGCAAGCAAGCUGAAUUAGAGAGGAAGAAGGCUCAGAAAGAGGUUGAAAUGGAGAAGGCAAAGGGAAUUAACCUAACAAAGAAGGGUGUAAAGUAGCAGAUGUUGAUUUCUCUCUACCUCCUCCAUGGGAAACGGAGUUCCCACCAUAUGGCAGAGUUCUUCACCAUGGUAACUCUGAGUGACUGCAAAGAGCACUGCUUCAAAUCCAGGCAUGAAGUCUCUUUCUCCAGUAUUGGUGCAAUCAUAAGCCUUUAUAGGUUUUUCAAGAAAAUGAAGCAAAAUUGCUAAUCCUUGAGGCUUGCAUGGGUUAGCUGGACGUGCUGGGGCGGGAUGCCAUUUGGUCAAUCAGAUGAUUGUGGUACUGUUGUAUAAGGUUAUAUGUCACAGGAACCAGAUUCUUACAAAUGUUGGUUGAGUACUGUGUUGACCCAGUAGCAGAGCUGCUCUUUACGAUUUAUCAAAAUGAUGGAUCUGGCCUCUCUUUCUCAUCGAUGGAAGAAAUUUUUGGUAAGGUCAGUUGAACGAAAGGCAAUUUGGUUUUGGUUUUCACCAUUCAUAUGGCAUUAUUUCUUUGCGGCACAAGAAUGAAUGCCGUCAGGAUUGUAUAGCACAGGCCCAGAAUGUACCAUCAGACCCUGUACAAAGCUCUAACCCUCUACUUACACAUGAGGUUGAUUCUUUUUUCUUUUCUUUUCCAUGUAACAUAAAAAAGUUGGUCCGGUUUUGUUCAUUUAUGGAGAUUUUGACAGGAACCCGUCACGAAAUAUGUUGUAUAGGUCAGGUUCAGAAAGAGAAAUUAGAGAUGGGUUUCCAUUUAGUGUAGUUGUAAUAUAACCGAAAUAUAGGCUACGGGUUGGAAACUGCUUGUUUCUUUCAUUUGAUUCAUCUUUAGUUAAAAGUAUUCUCAUUUAUUAAAUGGCAAAGGUUUUCUUGUCUUUUUCUCAA